Messenger RNA from Rotaria socialis, 567 nucleotides. NCBI's taxonomy places the organism in Eukaryota, Metazoa, Rotifera, Eurotatoria, Philodinida, Philodinidae. The record is from the annotation of a GenBank genome assembly.
AUGAUCACAGCGAUUAUAGCAAUAGUAUUUGCAGCUCGACUUUUAGUUAUACCUAUGGAUACAGCAAGUACUCAAGGGGUCCGAUGUCAGCCUUUACCUGAUUGCUAUGCCUAUAGACGAUUACAUGCAACAAUAACAAAAUUCGGAUAUUGUUAUAUUCCAUUAACUAUAGUUAUUAUUGGUAAUCUCUUAACAAUAUUUACAAUUAAACGAGCAGUUAUUCGACGGCAUGAUCUGUUAGCAAACAAUUCUAAUCAACAGAACCGUCAAAUGGAUUCGAAUGAAAGUCACUUAAUGCUUAUGUUGUUAAUUUUAACAUUAAUGUUUAUCGUUUAUUUUGUUCCAUUUACUAUAACAAAUGCGAUAUCACGAUUAGGAUUACCAUUUAAGCAUUGCUUCACACAAAAAUCCUUUGAAGUUUAUGCUGUUCUACGUGUGUUAAGUGAAAUAUUAAAAGACUCAAAUUUUUGUUAUUUAUUGUGUAAGCGGUCGUCAGUUACGUUUUGCAUUUUCCUCACUUCUCAAUGUUCAUCAUCGACGAUCAACCACGAUUUCAACCAAAUUUAA